AAAAGAUCCAGUAUCAGUGGUGUGGUUACCCUUUUUGUUGACUCCAACCCGUUGUCCGUUUUUUGUCACAUGGGAAAUUUUGGGUGUGGAGAUGGAGGAUGGACGCCAGUCAUGAAGAUUGACGGCAGAAAGGUACAUACGGUUUUAAAAUAAUUCAUUUCCUGUAUAAACUCGGUCUCUUUCAAAACGUUGCAAGUUAAAAACGUUCGUUUUACAUAUGUAUGCCUUUUGUUUUUCUCCAAGUUGGAAUUGCACAAAGAACAGACUUUGUACCACUUAAAUUUCAAGACUUAUUGUGUGUAGUGACUGUUGAAAAAGAAAAGUUAAAAAAAAGGUAUAAAAUAUAUCCUAACAUAUUUGUCUCUAGUAUCACGUAUCAGCUAGAUAAGAAAUACAAUCAUUGAUAUCGUAAAUCGGUUAAAAUGCUAUUUGGAACGAAGAACAUAUCUUAUCUGAGUUAAAGUUCCACACUAAUUGAGGGUUAUGUAGAUACCUCCUUGAUUUAAAUAGCAUUCAUUGUUUAUCUCCUGAACAGCAGCAGUGGGGGUGGAGGAGGAUAUGUAGAGGAGGAUUUUUGGAGGACAAUAGAAAAUUUAAUUCAAUUCCUCAAUGAGGAGGGAUCGUGGAUCAUAGGAAUAUUACAGAGUGUUAUCGGGGGAUCAGGUUACUUUUAUCGCGACACAACCACACUCCAUUUUAUUUUCUAUAUACAAAGAGAUCCCAAUUUAUUUUAAGAAUAACGACGUCUAUCAACCCUCAUUCACUUCACAAAUGAUUAACAUUUCUAUGACUCUUAAUUGGUGUACACAUGGAAACACAGGAAAACUACUCAUAAUCAAAAUGUCAAGCACUGAUCUACGGCGCCGUGUUCGCGUUGGACAAAAAAAUGACCUUAGUCUUCAUAACACAACGUUGUAAAUACCAAGGUCAAUUCUGGGGUAAAACACAUGACUAAGGAAUCUAUAAAUGCAGAUACACGACAGGGCGUAAACAGCAAAUAGCCAUCAAUUCGGAGAAAAUAAAAAAAAAGAUUUGUUCCUCUAUUUCAGACCACCUUCCAUUAUGACGCACAUUAUUGGAUAAAUUACGAUGAAUUCAACCUUCUCGGUGGAGAGACUGGGUUUGACGAACAAGAAUCAAAACUAUCCACCUUUUGGAACACCUCCUUCUCCAGGAUCUGUCUCGGAAUGAAGAUCAACCAACAACUUAGGUUUUUUGUCGUCCAAAAGCUGGCUGACUCUCUGCACUCACUAAUUGCUGAUGGCCAAUACCGAAACACCUCUCUGGGCCGUGACGAGUGGAAAACGUUGAUUGGCAGCAACGCCUCUUUACAGCCCAACUGUAACAAGGAAGGAUUCAAUGCCUUUAGUGGUCGAAGUUAUCGCUCUAAAGCCAGAAUUGGUAUUGUUAGCAAUGACCAGAACGACUGCGACUCAUGCAACUCUUUGAUUGGAUUUGGUACAGGAAGUUAUCCAAAAGGCGCAAAAUCUUGCGGAAACGAGGCACUCCAAGAUAGAGGGAGGAGUAUCAAAGCCAUGGGAUAUAUAUUGGUGCAAUAA
Messenger RNA from Pocillopora meandrina, 1559 nucleotides. Lineage: Eukaryota; Metazoa; Cnidaria; Anthozoa; Scleractinia; Pocilloporidae. The record is from the annotation of a GenBank genome assembly.